AUGUUGACACCCACACGGAAACCAACACAUACCUUCUCUCAAACAUGUCCUUACGUGUCACAUGCACACGCAUAUGUAAAUGCACCCACGUAUGUACAAAAUACCACCCACGUGCACGCAUGCACACACACAUACACAGACACGCCCACACGCACCCAUCCAUAUGUGCAAAGAGACACAUGCGACCUAAUGAGACACAUAGCGCCCGCCCCUACUCCCACCUCUCAUCCUGCUCCUCUUCGUCCGAAGUGCUUCCUCAAUUUGAAAAUUGCGGUUUCGACAGUCUUGUGCUGCUGUACCAUCAAGGGAAAAAGUGAUUGCGGAAGAAUGAGCACGGAAACGCGAGAGGGUACAUGA
Messenger RNA from Loa loa (African eye worm), 357 nucleotides. RefSeq lists its product as hypothetical. NCBI's taxonomy places the organism in Eukaryota, Metazoa, Nematoda, Chromadorea, Rhabditida, Onchocercidae. The transcript is spliced from 2 exons. The coding region runs from base 1 to 357 and encodes 118 amino acids. The record is from RefSeq and is a predicted model, not a curated record.